GACUCGCGUUUCUUCCUCAAAGAUAAAGCGAAUCCAGACAUUCCCACAGAGGAUUCCUCCAAACUUCACCCAGACUGCAGUUUAACUGACCCUAUGGAUACACGCACCGGGAAUAUGGCCUGUUCAGCCUCUCUCUGCCAAUCAAGGCAAAAAGGAGCUCUUAGUUUUCCAUAAGAGGAUAAUUAAAGCGGGAUAAUUGGAAUUUCAGAACACAGGCAGCAUGGGAACUUUACAGUCGAGACAUGCGUGUAAACGAAGAGAGAGUCCAGAGGGUGGCACCUUUGCAACAAGCCCUCUUACCUUCCACAGGGAGUCAGACACCGCCAGAGACAAGCAGAAUGUGUGUGGUGCUGAGUUAAAGGAUGAGAAAUUCCUGGACCCUGACUGCCCUCUGGAGGUAAUCCUGCCACCAGAGAGACCAGCUGAACACCAAAGUCACAAACUCACAUCAGAGAGCGGAGAUGCCCACCGGAGGACUGCAAAAAAAAAUGAGCUGGAAUGCAACAUGCCUGCGACAGAGGAAAAUCGCCAAGAGUGGGUUUUUACAUUAUACGACUUCGACAACAGCGGCAGAGUGACCAAGGAGGAUAUGUCCAGUCUGAUGCAUACCAUCUAUGAGGUGGUGGAGGCUUCAGUCAAACAGUCUGCAUUGAGCAACAGCAAAACACUGCGGGUCAAACUGACAGUCACACCUUCAUCUAGUGGCAGCAGAAAAGAUCGAGAUGUUGGGCUUUCUCUGAACAAGCGGGAGCAGCUGGAGGAGACCCAUCCCUCACACAUCAGGAUACAGAGUCCAGAUCCUGCGGUCAGUUCAGAGAAGAAGCUUUACCCUGUGGAUGAGAACACUGAGCGCAGAAACCACUAUUUAGACCUGGCUGGGAUUGAAAACUACACGUCCAGAUUUGAAGCAGAUAACACUGUUCAGUCUCCAGCGGAGGAGCAGAAUCAGGAUGGCCUGACCCAUGUGGCUCGUUCUACUUACCAUCGGCGUCCACAACCCGACAUCAGCAGCCCAGGGAAGUCCAGCGGUCGUGGAAUCUCCUGUCUCAAGUCCCUGCGGAGCCGCAGUAAGUCCAUGGGGGCAAGUGGAGGCACUGGCAAACCAAGCAGGCUCCAUGGGCAUCAUCCCGUCAGCUGGUGCAGCCCCCCUCAGCCCCAGCAGCAGCAGCCUCCGCCUCAGCACCAGUACAGCCACAGUAAGCGAGCCCGUUCCAGGCCAAGAGAAGCUCUGUCACCAUCUAUAGCCCACCCCAACCCGGACUGGGACUUGCAGCCUGGAACAGGAGCUUCUCCUGCAGGGUUUGUGCCUGUAGCUCAGAGGCACGAGCACCACCACCUCCAUGAACACCACCACCAUCAUCACCACCACCACUACUACUCCUCCUGACUGCAUUCUCUUCUAGAAAGAGAAAUAUGAAAAUAGGAGCAUUUUUAAGGGCUGAUCUGCACAGACAUUUGAGACACUUUCUACAAAACGCCUCACAAGAUCAGCCUCUCCUAGAAAAACAGACAAAAGACAGUAUUCUCCCCAUGUGAAGGAAUGAUAAAGUUUGUGAACUUUCUUAAUCUAUGCAACCAUUGGUGCUAACAGAAAACAACUCUAUUUUACUUUCUUCUCUGUGUUCAGAUAAUCAAUAGAUGCUGACAAAUCCCUUAAAAAGGAGAUAUAGUGCCCCCAUGUGAUUGUAAAUUGAGUUGUCCAAAAUGUAAUAUAGAGAAUGUGAGGUUUUAUAUCAUUGGUCACCAUUCCUACUCUUGGAGAUCUACUCUUCUGCAGAAUUCAGCUUCAAAAUAAAAAUGUCUCUGCGUAAUCCAGCUAAUCAAUGUCUUUAUAAGUGCCUAAUUGAAUGAGAGGGUUAGGGCAGGCUAGGUUAGGAGGUGAAAGUUGCAGGAAGGUAGAUCUUCAGGAGGAUUGAUGACCAUGAAAACUAUUCAGUAUGAUACCACUGACGUUUAAGUCAACGAUGCCCUACAGACUGAUCAUGUUUUCCUCAGGAUUUCUAUACAAAUAACCACUCAUUUUAUACAAUAUAUAUUAUGUCUCAUGUAUGUUAAAAAUGCACUUGUGCAUUAAAAGGAGUAUAUCACAUUAUUUAUAA
Molecule: messenger RNA, 2099 nt
Organism: Astyanax mexicanus (Mexican tetra)
Lineage: Eukaryota; Metazoa; Chordata; Actinopteri; Characiformes; Acestrorhamphidae
Product: protein naked cuticle homolog 2
Exons: 10
Coding region: 221-1387 (388 amino acids)
Biological process (GO): negative regulation of Wnt signaling pathway
Cellular component (GO): cytoplasm
Molecular function (GO): calcium ion binding
Source: RefSeq, a predicted model, not a curated record